Messenger RNA from Botrytis fragariae, 828 nucleotides. RefSeq lists its product as uncharacterized. Bases 1 to 828 code for a protein of 275 amino acids. NCBI's taxonomy places the organism in Eukaryota, Fungi, Ascomycota, Leotiomycetes, Helotiales, Sclerotiniaceae. The record is from RefSeq and is a predicted model, not a curated record. The transcript is spliced from 2 exons.
AUGCAUCUCACCAAGCCGGCUCUUGUCGUUGCUUCCUUCUUAUGGGCUACCACUUUUGCCUCUCCCAUUGACUCUUCAGCCAUACUCAGAACUAGAGGACUCAUCGGUGGCUCCACAACUGAUGAUAGUACAAAAAAUACUGCAGGAAGUACCACUGCCAACAACGCUGUAGGAAAUGACAAUACGAAAAAUGCUUCAGAAAGUAACGCUGUCGAGGAUGCUGUAGGAAGUCUCAAUUUAGAAGAUAUUACAGGAGGUCUUAGUGCCCGCGAUGUUGAGGGGCUUCAUCGUGGCCACAAGAGUCAAGAAGGCGAGAUUAUCGACGAUGCACUUAACAUUGCCGACGAUGCUACACCUGGUGGUUUCAUUGACCGUACUACAAGGCGUGGUGUUGUCGGCGAUGAUGCGGGAGGUCUUACUGCCCGCAAUGUCUUGAGGCGUCAUCAUGGCCACAAGAAUGAAGGAAAUGGUGUUCUCGACGGUGCAGCUGAUAUUGCCAACGAAGCUACAGGAGGCGGUGAUACGGACGACGCUGCAGGAGGUAUCAUUGGCGGCGUUGAAAGGCGUGAUGAUAUCAGCGAUCAACCGCCACACGCUGACAUAGCGUCCUUGAUUUUUCUGAACACUCCUAAAUCAGGUACUGACAGUAGUACCACCGACACUAUGAAGCGUUUCGUUGUCCGCGAUAAUGACGGCGCUGUACACGAUGCCAAUCAAGCCGUACACGAAGCAAAUCAAGCCGUACAUGAUGCCAAUAAAGCUGUACACCAGGCCAACGAGGUUGUACAUAAUACCCUGCAUGGGUUGCUCCACGGAAUCCUACGCUGA